AUGUCAUUUUUAUACAAAGCCAAAGAAUUUGCUGAUUUGGCCUUACCAUAUUUUACUUUUUCUCAUACAGUCAGAAUUUCUUAUGAAAACGGAAUUCCUAAAACUAGUUCAUAUGAAAACUCAGAAUGUGCAGAGAAAUAUACCAUUUAUCCAUUAGAAUUCAUUACAUUAUCAAUUUUAUCAGAUGAUCCAAAGUACAUGCAGCAUACAAUGAGGAGAUUUAAGACUAUUUUAAGGGACCAUCAAUACGAAACAGAAUUAAACCAGAAAUACUAUUAUUUGGACAUGUUAGUGAAAUCUUACCAUUUAAUUGGCGAUGCUGGCCUUAAUUUCAUUGAACUGUUCCUUAAAUAUAUCAAUGAUGUAAGAGAGAAGCGUCCAAUUAAUAAAGUUACAGAUGAAUAUAGAAAUUAUUAUUUGCCAGGAACGAUGAUGAUGGCCAUGGUUAAGAAGAACCAUAAAAUAGAGCAAGACAAGAAUUACAGUAAAUUGGCAUUGAACGAAAUCAUAAAAAAUCUUGAGAACAUUAAAUCAGACACAGAACCAUAUUUUGCAACUCUUUCUUCUCUGUUUGUUUUCUAUAGAAUUGAAGGAUUGAAAGAAUAUAGAGAUUUCGCUUGGGAACUGUUUGAUAAGAUUAAAAAGAUGGAUGUAGAUGAUUACACACUCGGAUCAUUGAUGUAUAUAUAUUUAAUACACUCUGAUAAUGAUUUCUUUAGUUUGGAUGAUUACGUGAUUAGUCAUAUUUAA
Messenger RNA from Trichomonas vaginalis G3, 750 nucleotides. RefSeq names its product mannosyl-oligosaccharide 1,2-alpha-mannosidase protein. Gene Ontology annotation, biological process: N-glycan processing; carbohydrate metabolic process. Gene Ontology annotation, cellular component: membrane; endoplasmic reticulum. The record is from RefSeq and is a predicted model, not a curated record. Bases 1 to 750 code for a protein of 249 amino acids. The transcript has a single exon. Lineage: Eukaryota; Parabasalia; Trichomonadida; Trichomonadidae. Gene Ontology annotation, molecular function: mannosyl-oligosaccharide 1,2-alpha-mannosidase activity; calcium ion binding.